Penicillium canariense is the source of this 1287-nucleotide messenger RNA. RefSeq lists its product as uncharacterized. The record is from RefSeq and is a predicted model, not a curated record. Lineage: Eukaryota; Fungi; Ascomycota; Eurotiomycetes; Eurotiales; Aspergillaceae. The coding region runs from base 1 to 1287 and encodes 428 amino acids. The transcript is spliced from 2 exons.
AUGGCUACAGCUGAAGGGCCCGCGAGGGCGCACGAUCGCAACGGUCGGCGCCGCCCAUUUUCGAGUUGGAUGAAGCGUCUCGCAAGCCUCAAGAGCUCCUCCGAUUCGGGCUCUCACCGUUGGUCCAACAAGCGACACACAAACCCCAAGGGGAAGAAGAAUGGGGGCCAGGGCAACAACCCGUAUCCCCUGUCGGGCACAAUUAACCGCCCAAACCACAGCGCCUCCUACUCAGAAGCCGGAGAUCGUGAUAGACAAGAGUCUCACUCACGGAGUGACCCUUCUCUGGUAUAUUCUGGCUAUGAUAAUCCGGCGAAGUCGACUGCCCCUACUGUCUCGACCAAUGGCGACACCACGAUCUCGGAUGCAGGGUACUCCAAGGCAGGGACAUUGGCGACAGGAGGUGGAGGACUAAGCUCACACGGCGGAGGCGAAGGCAGCACCUUCUCAUCGCCUGCACCUUCAGUUCGAUCGUUGACCACCACCCUGACAACUGUGCAGUCGGCGGCACCAUCUACCCAACUGUACCCCGCGUCAAAUACCCAACAUGGACAGGCAAAUGGAAGCUCGACACAGAGCUCUGGGAACCAACAAGGUCAUUUCUCACACCAAUUCCCAACCUUGUCCUCGCCCGCUACCGCUGUGCCCCCACACCUCAUACCCAACAGCCAGUCGAUGACCUACAGUACUGCGACAGCAAACAAUGUCCUGACCGAUAAUGCCUCCAUUCUAACAUUGGCGAGCUCCUCUAAGCGUCGUCGUCGGAAUUCUCUGGAUACAAAUGCAUCUGUUCGCGCCUUGGCACCCUCAUCGGUCUUCGGCGGCAGCCGCGAGAGCUUGCCUCUAAGCGUUCUGAGCGGCAAUGUGGUCGAGCCGUCAAGCACUUCAGCCUUCAACGCACAGGGUGUGUUAAGUCGGCCUAGCAUCGUCGGUCUCGCGAGUGCUGAGCGCAUCGGUGUCUACUCGUCUGGUACUGCACCUCUAGGCAGCACCGGCGGCGAACGAGGCGGUUUCUACACCGCGAAGCAGAGCCAACCCGCAGGCGACGGGGCAAGCAUUCGUAGUGGUGCGGCUUCCCACAGCCGAAAUGACAGUACGGCUGCCAGUAUCACAGGGGGUGUAGGCGGCCCUCUUGCCAUGGCCUCUGGCCGCGUCAGCCGCAGGAGCUCCGGAUGGGGUGAGAUCACUGGUGACGAAGGCGAGGAGGGUAAGCAUGGCGAAGCAACAGAUGAGAACUCGGCGCCCAAGCCAGAGGUCUCCUUCAAUGAAGACCCACAUGAAAUCUAA